CAGUUAUCAAUGCGAGAUAUUUGCUGUUAUCGAAGUCGAUAAAAGGCGCUGCACGGUAAUAUUUUGAAAUUAAAUCAACGCGAACUUACAACCUGACAAAUAACAAAAAUAUAAUAUGAAGCUGCUGCUGAUGUUGCAACUGUGCUGGCUGGCUGCCGUCGAUUGUCAACUGCAAUGCAAUGCGAGAACGAGCAUAAGGCAAAAGCGCAUUGUGCUUCGCAGUCCAGCGGCGAGGGAACUAAGCACGUUAGAUAGCUGCCAAUACGAGGUGGCCGCAUGGAGUUCACAGGUCUGUCAAGUGCGCAUCGAUAUUGAGCGUCUGGAGUUGCCACAGCCGCGCCUUAAUGCGAGCAGCCAAGUGCUCGAGUGUGCCGAUUUUCUGCAAGUGCAGCGCUUUCAGCUCUGUGGCCGCAACAACGGACAGCAUUUGUACGUGCAACUGCCACGGGGUCAGGCACUUAAAUUGCACUUCAGCAUCGCCAGCCAUUCACCAUCGACAACGUGGCAGUUGACGCUAACUCAACUCGAGUGUCCGGCCAACACGUUGGCCAUGGCCAAGCAGCAAUCGACGAACGUGCCCACAGUUCGCACAAUGCUGCCUUUCUUCAGUAAUCUGUUGCCACGCACCAUUUUUGGUGGCAAUUCGGGUAAUGGCCCCGCAGCCCAACUCAUUCAGACGCUGACGGCUCCAUCAGCAGCCGAUUUGGAGUUGCUAGCACCGCUUGGCUGUGAUCAAUAUUAUCGUAGCACAACGGGCGGCAUUGCUAGCUUUAAUUUUGCAGGCGGCAUUUACAUGCCCAACAUGCGCUAUGCCAUCUGUGUGGCGGGUGCCGCAAAUACGGAAAUCAGCCUCAGCUUGGAUCACUUUGCUUUAUCAAAAUCGACGGGAGAUGCACUUGGUCCUGGCUACGAUGAGGAUUGCCAUAGCACGGUGAGAACCUUGGGACGUGCUGCCGACUAUCUAAUGAUAGCCAACUCAUAUGUGGCCAAUAAUCAGGCACUGCAGCCCACGUAUUAUUGUGGCAAUCAACCGGCGGGCAGCAGACUCAUCGCUCGGCCUCCGUUUGUUAUUCACUUCUCGAGCGAUGCACAGACAAAUGCAUCGGAGACGGGCUUUCAGCUCACCUACACAGUGCGUCAAUCAGAAGCGCAGCUGUAAUAACAACAUCGAAAACAGAUAUUGCCAUAAUUAAAUCUUGCGCCUACAAUAGACGGUUCCAUAACAAGCUGCCUAAUUAAACAGCCCUAGCAUACUGUGUUGUCCCAGGGCA
Drosophila albomicans is the source of this 1271-nucleotide messenger RNA. RefSeq lists its product as uncharacterized. Bases 116 to 1159 code for a protein of 347 amino acids. The record is from RefSeq and is a predicted model, not a curated record. The transcript has 2 exons. NCBI's taxonomy places the organism in Eukaryota, Metazoa, Arthropoda, Insecta, Diptera, Drosophilidae.